GCGCGAUCUGGGCAAGUCGCUGUGGAAGCAAAGUUGGCGUUCCUUGGCGGGGUGACAAUUGCUGUGGUAUGGAGGUUGGUAUGUGGUAGUCAUGAUCGCCAGUACCUCGGUAAGGAAGGAACGUAAUCGGCUCGAACAAGAGGAGGAGGCCAAGCAACAGAAGGAGGAACAGGACCGACUUCGUCAAGAAGAGGCAGACCUGCAGGCGGCAGCCGAACACCGGUCACGCCAGCGGGAACGACUGUUCACGCGGGAGACCGUGAUCGGCGAUGAGGCCGCACAUUGGGUGGAAGUGACAUCUGCAGACGGGGCCCCGGAGACUGAGAAAGGGUUGUCAGCCCUUGCGCAGGUCUCCCACGACCUCGUGGCCACCUGCGCUCUGCAGCAGGAGGAAAUCCUUCACCUGCAGCAGACCGUGGACCAGAUGCUCGCACGGCUGCAGGCAUUGGAAAAACAGCCAGCUGCUGUAGCAGCCGCAGGGCCUUCCACCCUUACCACCCGUGUGCAAGUUUUGGAGGAUGACGUCAGCAACAUCAAACGUGUGCAUCAGGACUUCCGGACGUCGCAGCAAGCAACGAACUUGCAGUUGGAGACGCAGGCGGCCAUGACCACCGAGUUUCGCGCUAUGUUGGACCGCUUCGUUUUGGUCUACUUAGACGACAUCCUCGUCUAUAGACGAACUCUAGAGGAGCAUCUCGAGCACCUUCGCCGUGUUCUAGAAACUCUUCGGUCAGCCCGGUACAAAGCUAACCGCGACAAAUGCGAUUUUKUCCGGCAAGAGCUUGAAUACUUGGGUCAUUUUGUCUCUCCAGAAGGCAUUCGUCCAUUGGCGGACAAGAUUCAAGCCAUCCUGGAGUGGCCCGAGCCGAAGAAUGUGACGGACGUCCGAUCCUUCCUCGGCUUGGCCGGUUAUUAUCAGCGCUUCAUCAAGGGUUACUCGAAGAUCGCGGCCAACCUAWGCAAGUUAMAAAGYGAGGAGCGKCCUUUUGACUUCAACGACAACGCGCGCCAUUCUUUUGAGACACUCAAAGCGGCACUCUUGUCCGCCGAGGUGUUACAUAUUUACGACCCGCUUCUAGCUACGCGCGUCACUAACGAUGCGUCGGGCUAUGACAUUGGGGCUGUCCUUGAGCAGCACGAUGGCACGGACAGGCACCCGGUCGAGUACUUUAGCAAGAAAGUACCUCCCGUGCAUUCGAUCGACGACGCACGGAAGAAGGAGCUUCUUGCCUUCGUUCACGCCCUCAAGCGUUCGCGACAUUUCCUCCUUGGUCGGAAAGCAUUCCGAUGGGUAACGGAUAACAAUCCGUUGGUAUUCUACAAGUCGCAAGACACGAUUAACAGUACCAUUGCCCGAUGGAUGGCUUUCAUCGACCAGUUUGACUUUUUCCCCGAUCACAUUCCCGGGAAGUCAAACCGUUUUGCGGACGGCCUCUCACGGCGACCGGAUCUUUGCACCGCAGUCUACUCUACCUUCGAGAUCGACGACGACUUGCGGGAGAGCUUCAUCCGCGGCUAUCAAGCCGACCCCAACUUUCACGACAAUCCUGAAGAAGAAGAAGACAAUGACGAUGACGACGACGAGGACGACGACGACGACGAUGACGACGACGACGACGACGACGACGACGACGACGACGACGACGAAGAAGAAGAAGAAGAAGAAGAAGAAGCAGAAGAAGAAGAAGGAGAAGAAGAAGAAGAAGAAGAAGAAGAAGAAGAAGAAGGAGGAGGAGGAAGAAAAAGAAAGAAGAAGAAGAAGCGAAUGGUAAGGAAUUGAUUCCUGGGCACCAAUUGGCUCAUAGUCAGAUUGGAAAAAUGAUCAAAAGAGCCGACACAUAACAGAAAAAAAAGGCACAGAGCGCCAUCAACGUU
Messenger RNA from Chara braunii, 1875 nucleotides. Lineage: Eukaryota; Viridiplantae; Streptophyta; Charophyceae; Charales; Characeae. The record is from the annotation of a GenBank genome assembly.